Fraxinus pennsylvanica is the source of this 1590-nucleotide messenger RNA. Lineage: Eukaryota; Viridiplantae; Streptophyta; Magnoliopsida; Lamiales; Oleaceae. The record is from the annotation of a GenBank genome assembly.
AUGCAAUACUUUAAGCCAUAUCCGAGACCAUUAGCUUUAGUUCCCCUCUCACCAACGCUUCCAAACUUGCCAAGAAGUGGCCUAUUCCUACGACUUCAGCUCAGAGACAUCAUCACAUGGGUCCGUACCCCAAGCAUUUAUAACUCUGAGAAUACUAUUUGCCCAAUUACGAAGGUGAAAUUCAUCAAUCUUUCCGUUCAUCUAAAACUUGAUGAUGAUGAUAAUGAUGAUGAUGAUGAUGAUGAUGUUGGGCCUCCUGUUUGGUCUAAGCCUCUCCUAUUGGAAAGAAAUGAACUACAGAUGGAUCAUGAAGAUUACCCCCACGCGAUUCACGUAAACCCUUCUCUCUCUGCAAGAACCACCUUACAAUCAGUUAUACACACACAGAACCUGGAUAGAGAGGCGUUAAUGGCCUCCAUACUCCAUGCCCCAUUAACCACCCCUUCGAAACUCAACCUUUCAUGGCGGCGCACCUUAGCAUCCGACUCCCUUGCCUCCACUUCCUCCCACUUCCUGUCUUCUUUGUCUGCCACUACAAGUAAAGGCAGGGGUAAUGUGGUGAUGAUGCCUAUAAUAAGGUGUAAUGCUCAGGCGGCACCAGGGGCCGUCAAUUUGGCGCCAGGGACGCCGGUGAGGCCUACGAGCAUACUUGUAGUGGGUGCAACGGGAACAUUGGGAAGGCAGAUUGUGAGGAGGGCAUUAGACGAGGGCUACGAUGUUCGGUGCCUUGUCCGCCCCAGACCUGCCCCUGCUGAUUUUCUUCGUGAUUGGGGCGCCACUGUUGUCAAUGCAGACUUGAGUAAACCUGAAACCAUACCAGCAACGUUGGUUGGAAUCCACACUGUCAUUGACUGUGCUACAGGACGCCCUGAGGAGCCGAUUAAAACCGUAGAUUGGGAAGGAAAGGUUGCUCUUAUACAAUGUGCAAAGGCCAUGGGUAUCCAAAAAUUUGUCUUUUUUUCCAUUCAUAACUGCGACAAGCAUCCUGAAGUUCCGCUCAUGGAGAUCAAGAACUGUACUGAAAAGUUUCUUAGGGAUUCAGGACAGAACCACAUCAUUAUUCGUCUUUGUGGUUUCAUGCAGGGCCUGAUUGGACAGUAUGCAGUACCUAUAUUGGAAGAGAAAUCUGUUUGGGGUACUGAUGCUCCUACUCGAAUAGCAUACAUGGAUACCCAAGACAUUGCUCGAUUAACAUUUAUAGCUCUACGCAAUGAGAAUAUCAAUGGGAAGCUUCUGACUUUUGCCGGGCCUCGUGCAUGGACAACCCAAGAGGUGAUUACAUUGUGUGAGAGGCUGGCUGGUCAAGAUGCAAAUGUGACCACUGUGCCCGUCUCAGUUUUGAGAUUGACACGCCAGCUGACUCGCUUGUUUGAGUGGACUAGUGAUGUUGCUGAUAGAUUGGCAUUCUCAGAGGUUCUUACUAGCGAUACCGUUUUCUCGGUCCCUAUGAACGAGACUUACAACCUUCUUGGUGUGGAUGCAAAAGAUAUCGUUUCCUUAGAGAAAUAUCUGCAGGAUUAUUUCACCAAUAUAUUGAAGAAGUUGAAGGAUCUCAAAGCACAAUCAAAGCAAACUGACAUUUUCUUUUGA